UUGGAAGCACAUGCAUUUCUCGAUUGCGACUUUCAUCCAACUAUCGGGAAGAGAUGACUUUGAGACCAACUAUUUGAUGAACCUUGAAGCACUAACUAGUAUCACAGACACAGAAGGCAGGAAAAGCCUCGUCGUCGUCCGAUGACAAGUCUGACAAGUCAUCAACGAUCCGGUCUGGAAGUGAGGACGGACGGACGUAUGGAGUAGACUACGCCAGACCGAAAACGGGUGACCGGUCCUCCAUGGUAUCGAAGCCGUUGUGUCUUGAAGCCGUCGGGCUCUUAUCAAACCCCAAGCCUUCUGGUCUCUGGAUGCUACCUUGGCUUAACCCCAAUUGCUUACCAAGGCGUUUCUUAUGGCCUCUUGCUCUUGUUCCCGCGCACCACUUUCAUUGCUUUUCCCGACCUGCAAUUCUGCACUGGACACGCACAAUUGCCGUAUCCCCGUUGCUUCAGGUUGCUCGCUGACUUGCUUUAGAGGGAGUCGGGAGAAAGGCUUCAGGAUUCAGGAAACAUCCGUACCUAUUCGUACAAACACGCAGCAAGAGAAGAGAAGGAGAACCAACCUACGGAUACAGUGUUGCAGAGUACGGAUACAAUCCAUGGAUCUGCGUCGCAAGCGACAAAGCCUCCACGAGUCCACCCCCGUGCCUUGCCCCCUAGUGCACACCCCAAGUUGUACCGAUUGGCCUUAUUCGCGGCUCGCCCUGGUUGGAACCCUGCUUCAUUCUCGCAGGGCUUCCCACGACCUCCCACACACACCACUCUCACCUCACCCCCGAGAAAAAACUCUGGCCACCCCCCCUAGUCCAUUGCCGGCGGUCUUGGCCCAGGGCGGACAGGGCCUGUCUGCGUGGGAUAGCCCAGAAGUCCCAAGCCGCAGCCUGUGGCCUCCUCACAGACUCGCACUCCUUGGAGAGGUCUCUGGACCAUGGGCUUUUUUGGCCGCGUCGGGUGAGUCCUGCCGUACCCGUUUAGCUUGCCCGCCACAAGCAGGGCUAGUCGCCAUGCCGCCCGCAACGCAACUCUGCGCAGACAGUCGGGGCGCCGGGGCAUCCACAUUCAUAAGCUUCGCGCAUCCCACGCCCGUUCUGACUGCUUCGUCCCGUCGUCUCACCCAGUGCUGUCCUUUCCGAUCACCCUGCGACGGCCCUUUGCGCUCAUUUUCGAGGCUUCGCUCAUACGAGGAGCCAGCUGACAGGCUUCUUAAUACGACGAUCAUCGACCGUCGACUGCAACUCGCCAACUUCUAGUGGAGUAUUGCUCUCGGUACCCAUCCACGACGACUACGACUACGUCUAGGCUCAGGCCCUCCAAUUGCCGAUUCGGCGAUAAGAUAGCGGCGGCGACGACAAUUCCGUCACGAUGGCAUCCCCUCUCGAUCUCGAAAACCUCGACUAUGUGCAUCUCAUACCCUACAAUGGUUCUGGACCCACAGGAGGAGAUUCUCUCACCGAGGAUCUGAACAUUUGGUAUGAGACUGGUGACAUUGGAUGGAUGAUUACAGCCACCGCGCUGGUGUUGCUUAUGAUUCCUGGCGUCGGUUUCUUCUACUCAGGACUCGCGAGAAGAAAAUCGGCACUUUCUCUCAUUUGGCUUUCCGUCAUGGCCACCGCUGUCACCAGUUUCCAAUGGUUCUUCUGGGGUUACUCACUAACCUUCUCACACUCGGCUGGUGCAUUUAUUGGAGACCUGUCAAACUUUGGAUUCAAGGACGUCCUCGGCCGUCCCUCUGUUGGCUCAAGCCGCCUCCCCGAUCUUCUGUUCGCCGUCUACCAGGGCAUGUUCUCCUGCAUCACCGUUGCUCUUGCGACUGGAGCUGUCGCUGAACGUGGCCGCAUGCUCCCCUGCGUCAUCUUCAUGUUUAUCUGGGCGACAGUCAUUUACGACCCGAUCGCUUGCUGGACGUGGAACCCCAGUGGAUGGUCCAACAAGAUGGGUGGUCUCGACUUCGCCGGAGGUACACCCGUCCAUAUCGCGUCUGGCACAGCCGCUCUGGCCUACUCGAUGAUGUUGGGCAAGCGCCGCGGUCACGGCACCCACGAACUCAACUACCGACCUCACAAUGUCACCCACAUUGUCAUCGGCACCGUCUUCCUCUGGGUCGGCUGGUUCGGUUUCAACGCUGGCUCAGCUCUCUCUGCCAACCUUCGCGCUGUUCUUGCCGCUGUUGUCACCAACCUGGCAGCCUGCGUCGGCGGUAUUACUUGGUGCGUGUUGGACUACAGGCUGGAACGCAAGUGGUCUACCGUGGGCUUCUGCUCUGGUGUCGUUGCCGGCCUGGUCUCCAUCACACCAGGAUCCGGAUACGUCCCUGUCUGGGCUGCCGUUCCCUUUGGUAUUCUUGGUGCGGCUUUCGCCAAUUACGCGACUAAGCUCAAGUUCAUCCUCAGAAUCGACGACGCUCUCGACAUCUUCGCCGUUCACGGCAUUGGCGGUCUCGUCGGCAAUGUCUGCACUGCCUUCUUUGCUGCCAACUACAUUGCUCACCUCGAUGGAGUUUCCGAAAUUGACGGAGGCUGGAUCAACCACAACUGGAUCCAGCUCGGAUAUCAGUUGGCUGAUUCCUUCAGCGGUGGCGCUUACUCCUUUGUCGGCACUUGCACUAUCCUCUUCAUCAUGAACAUGAUUCCCGGCCUUCGUCUCCGUGCCACCGAAGAGGCGGAGAUCUUGGGUAUUGACGAUGCCGAAAUUGGCCAGUUCGCCUACGAUUACGUCGAGCUCACUCGAGAGGUGCUCAACGAUAUGGACAAUGAGGCUGCUAGCCGCUACUCCAACGACAUGGCUUCUUUCCAGCCGAUGGAGAAGAACAACAGCAUUCCCUUGAUGGAUGCCCGCAACUUUGCCGGGUCAUCACAAUAUCCCUCACAAUUCGGACACGCGCAAUGAAGCGCGAUGAGUAUGGGUUUUACACAACACUGACGGCUCAUCGCCCUUCUUCGGCACAUCAAUCGUGCACACGCUCUUAGUUCGACACGGCCCCGCUGUACAUAACGACACCACAAUCAGCCCAAGGCACUGUCGCUGGUCCAACUAAGGGGAAGCCUCGGCUUGCAAUUGGCAAGCCGCAGAGCCGAGUGACAGCUGUACGAUACAGUGGCACAGCGAAACGCCACAGUCUAGGAGAACGAGGACACGAGGAAAAUGUUAUUGUAUAUAUUAGUUGGAUUUAAAGCUACGAUGAUACCAUGGGAAGCGAAGAAUGAGAUGGUGUACUCUCGACCAUCUGUCCUUGUAAUUAUGACCAAAAAGCCAGACCGGCCCGUCACGAUUUUGGGUAGUUUCUUUCGACCUAUAGACCAAAAUUUCAAACAAACACUUUUUUCUUUAUUC
Messenger RNA from Colletotrichum scovillei, 3332 nucleotides. Its product is annotated as ammonium transporter. Gene Ontology annotation, biological process: ammonium transmembrane transport. Gene Ontology annotation, cellular component: plasma membrane. NCBI's taxonomy places the organism in Eukaryota, Fungi, Ascomycota, Sordariomycetes, Glomerellales, Glomerellaceae. Bases 1365 to 2888 code for a protein of 507 amino acids. The record is from RefSeq and is a predicted model, not a curated record. The transcript has 4 exons. Gene Ontology annotation, molecular function: ammonium channel activity.